ACCAGUGUACAUAUUUCAAUAUUAAUUGAACGUAUAAAUUCAGACCCACUGAGAAACGGUUAACCGUACUUUAAAGCAGCUUUGAAAAGACAUGAUUCAGUACAUUCAAGAAAGUACUCCUAGUGUUUGAUUGUGUUCGUUUAAGCUUUUUUGUUUUUGUGAUGCGUUUGAUUUAGUGAUAUUGACUCUCAGGCUUAUUUCUAAGUACAAACGUAUAAUUCAUAGCAGGAGAUAUUUUUAACCCCACUUGUCGGUUUUGAAAUUUGUUCCCUGAGAUUGGGAAAAUGCUGAGGGCACAUUCAGGUAUUUUAUAGCACCAAAAAACAUCUUGCACAAUUUGUUGACCAUCAGUGUCAUCACGUGAAGUGUGGAUAGGGAGGAUUUCAAAGUGGAAAAUGUUAAGCAAACUUUCUGGGGUAGUGUCCUCUUCGGGAUAAAAUUUAAUUUGGUUCCUUUUUAAGUAAGAUGAAACUGCUGCUUUUGUUGUGCCCGGCAUACCUCAUAUAACUUUACAUUUCAUGAAAGUAAGAAUAUUGCCGAUUUAUUCAUCAAAACAUUACAAAACACAAAAGAAAGCACAAGCGAAGUUCACUCUGCUUCAUGCUGACCAAUAGUUUGUGUGGACGACUACGGUAGAUUCAAACUUUCUUGAUAUCUCAGAGUUUGAAAUUAGGUUUGCAGGUCACACUCUGCCGCUCCACUGCUGCGUUGGUUUGUGGUGGGUUUUUCACGGGCCAGCUCUCAGCCCUGGACAGUCAGUGGGAGCUAAAUUUGGGAGUAGAGGUGAUCAGGUUGCCUCUCUGUGUGCACAUGAUACUGUCCUAGUUACUUGAGCAAUGUCCCUUCUCAUACUGUCACACACUCUGAGCGAGUCCAGACACACUCAGUGAGCCUCUUCAGCAGUCGGAGCGGCGCUUCUCCUCACCAUCAGAAGUAAAGGACGCUUUUACUUUGGGACUCUGGUUGGACUUAGUUUCUCCUGACUGGACUGAAUAUUUUGGCCUUUUUGCUGCUGUGGGGCUCUGGUUCUUGUCCACUGCUUCUCCUUUUUCUCCUCCUCCUCUCGACUCCCCUGCUACAGCCUCUGGCGGGAGGAAGACCCUGCUGACCCGCCAUGUUUCUCGCACUAGUGGUGACGCCAGAGCUGAGACAGUUCCUGGCCAAAGCAAGAGGUGGAGCAGUGCGGCUCAUCAAGGUGCGCAUCCAAGACGAGCAGCUGGUGCUGGGGGCCUACAGAGAACCGGAACAGAGCUGGGACCAGGACUAUGACCACUUCCUGCUUCCCCUCCUGGACGACCAGGAGCCCUGCUACAUCCUGUACCGCCUCGACUCCCAGAAUGCACUGGGCUACGAGUGGAUCUUCAUUUCAUGGUCUCCUGACCAGUCUCCAGUCAAACAGAAGAUGCUGUAUGCUGCCACCCGCGCCACAGUGAAGAAAGAGUUUGGGGGUGGCCAUGUGAAGUAUGAGAUGUUCGGCACAACAGAGGAGGACAUCUGUUUGCUGGGCUAUCAGCGUCAUGUGUCAUCCUGCUCAGCUCCUGCCCCGCUCACAUUAGCUGAGCAAGAGCUCCAAAGGAUCAAAAUCUCUGAGGGCCGGGUUAAACAGGUGAAGGCAGAGAUCAGCGUGGAGAGCAAACACCAGACACUUCAAGGCCUCGCUUUCCCUCUGCAGGAGACGGCCAGAAGAGCUCUACAGCAACUGGCCCAAAAACGCAUCAACUACAUACAACUGAGGCUGGACGUAGAGAAGGAGACAAUUGAGCUGGUCCACGCUAAUCCAACAGAAACUCGAGAUUUGCCCCGCAGAGUUCCCAAAGACACUCCCAGAUACCACUUCUUCCUUUACAAACACUCCCACGAAGGAGACUACCUGGAAUCUGUCGUGUUCAUAUACUCCAUGCCAGGAUACAGCUGCAGCAUUAAAGAGCGAAUGCUGUAUUCCAGCUGCAAGAGUCGACUACUGGAGGAAGUGGAGAAAGAUUACCGUUUGGAAGUAGCUAAAAAGUUGGAGAUUGACGAUGGAGAUGAACUGACAGAAGACUUUCUGUACGAUGAGGUCCAUCCCAAGCAGCACGCCCACAAACAGGCCUUCGCCAAGCCCCGGGGCCCUGCGGGAAAAAGAGGACACAAGCGCCUUAUCAAGGGGACAGGAGAGACCGUACAGGACAGCUAGAGGUGGACAAAAACUCUCCUACAGUUGUGUCUGCAGUUUUAUGGCUUUCCUCCCCUUCUCCCCAAACCCAACAUCACCUCAUUAGGUCCAGAGGAACGAGCACAGAGAGGCUUUUCCUCUGCUCCUGAAACACUUGAUAUACAACAAAUGUGUUGAUAAAUUAUCUUCAGUCUGUCACUCGCAAUGUUUCACAGACAAAGCAGGCAAUUAAAUACAAAGGCAUUUAUAAAGGAAUCAGGCUGAAGCACAGACAGACGGCCUUGUUAUUGUUAAAAUGAGAAUCUAUUCUUCCAUUGUAUAAAAUAAAUCUGCAGUUUACAAUACAGUAGACCAGUACUGAACUGUAAAUUCAUAGUCAAAUGUUUCACUCCUUCACAUCUAGCCUCCAGUGCAGGUUUUGUAUCAGCAAUGUUUGUAAGAAAGACAAAAAAAAAGAACAAUAUCAAAGGAAAUUCCGAAUAAAAAUUUUGUUUAUACUGUGGAAUAGAUCUUCUGGGUGUAUUGUCAUUAAGCAUGCAGUGUUGGACCCCAAUAGAGAAGCUCUGAUGCGUACCACAUGUUUAGGUUGCUGACAUGGACAAGGGAUAAUUACAUCACCCCUUAAAGAGGCAUCAAACUAGACCAACAACAUUUCUUUCAUUCGUCUACCUCAGUCAACAAUAUCAACACGGAUCUCUUGCGGUAAAUUUCCAGCAUGUGAAAGUCUGCACUGUUUUGAAUUAACUCCACAAAAACGGCAUAAAAAUGAAUUCAGCCUGAGGUCUGGCCUGCGUACUCGGACUACACAACACAAAUCUGCAACCCUCGCAUCUCAGAAGGAUUCUUGGUUCUAAGAUUGACUUCCGUAGCUCUUCUAAGACAGAACAACUGGAAUCUGUUUCAGGCUUCUGCGAAUUUCCUCGGCUGCAGGAUCAGCCUGUGUGGAUACUGUGAACUUUCUCUCUUUAUAAUCCUCGCCUGCUGUGUCUUCCACAUGCCUCCACAAAGCACAUGUCCCACAACAAACUGGAUCAUAAACUUAAAGUUGUUGCUUAGACGAGUGCUAAUUAUCAUGAGUCAUACGCUGCACUGGAUGUUUGCUCUUUCUUAGUCUAUUUGUUGUGUUGGUCUCGGUUGUCUAAGAAAAUGAAUGUUGAAAAUUUUUUAUGGUGGAUGGUAAAAGGUUAUAAUUAAGCAAAACAAAGAGUCUAUAGUCUUGUUAGCUGAGGUUAACAAGCCCCAUUUGCAAAAAAAGAAACAAAUUACAGCUGAGAUAAAUGCAAUUAGUUUGACAGGUAUUUUGUCAUGAAGCAAAUUCAAACUUUGAUUUGAUAAUGGUGUUAGAGGGAACAAGGAUAUAUAGUUUGGGAAUCUCUGCAAAAGGCUGCACUAAUUCAUCAAGUAAAUGUUAACCCUCCUGUCGUCCUGUGGGUCAAAAUUGACCCGUUUUAAAGUUUGAAAAUGUGGAGAAAAAAAUAUAUUUUCACAGAGAAAUGUCCGAUGUCCACAUUUUCAACAUUUCAAUCUUUGAAUAUUUUUUG
Molecule: messenger RNA, 3693 nt
Organism: Acanthochromis polyacanthus (spiny chromis)
Lineage: Eukaryota; Metazoa; Chordata; Actinopteri; Pomacentridae
Product: twinfilin-2
Exons: 9
Coding region: 1115-2173 (352 amino acids)
Biological process (GO): positive regulation of neuron projection development; regulation of lamellipodium assembly; actin filament depolymerization
Cellular component (GO): myofibril; cytoplasm; actin filament
Molecular function (GO): actin monomer binding; actin filament binding
Source: RefSeq, a predicted model, not a curated record